Molecule: messenger RNA, 281 nt
Organism: Meloidogyne enterolobii
Lineage: Eukaryota; Metazoa; Nematoda; Chromadorea; Rhabditida; Meloidogynidae
Source: the annotation of a GenBank genome assembly
AUGGAAAACGGAAUUACAUUAUCGAUUAGAAUACAUACUCCUCCCCCUUUAGAACCUCUAUCACAUCUCGCUAUAGUGUAUGAAGUGUCGUGGAGUAUUUGGGAGUUAUCGAUUUUUGAGUUCAACCACGAUUCGGUGAUGAGAAUAAUUUUAAAAGUUUUGGAAACUAAAAGUAACCUAAGGGAUUCGAUCUUAUUGACUAAGCUCCUACUAUUGAAAUAUAAACAAUUAUAAAAAUAAGUAAAAUCAGUAAAAUUAAAAUUUUUUGAAACCUUCAAAGG